AUGAUUGAACCCGUGGUUCAGUAUCAUGGGAAAUGGCCGUUCUAUCGUUUCAUGGGUAUCCAAGAACCGUUCUCCGUUUUGUUCUCGUUAAUGAACUUCCUCGCCCAUCGACAUGGCAUGCAGAGAAUUCGUGACUCCAUUCCAGCUCGCUAUCCGCUACGCCCAUAUUACUUGGCUUUUGGCUACUUUGGGCUUGCCAGUUGGAUAUUCAGCAUGGUUUUCCAUACACGAGACUUCAACAUCACGGAGAAGUUGGACUAUUUCGCUGCCGGGGCCAGUGUCCUCUAUGGACUCUAUUACUCCCCAAUCCGGGUGUUUCGACUGGAUAAGAACGAUCCGACGAAACAGAGUAUCCUACGGGCAUGGACGGUGCUUUGCAUCCUCCUCUACGUGGCGCACGUCACCUAUCUGACGGCAUGGAACUGGGACUAUACCUACAACAUGGCAGCCAAUGUCGUGGUGGGCGUCAUCCAAAACCUACUCUGGAGUUGGUUUAGCAUCACUCGAUAUCGCAAGCUACAGAAAACGUGGGCAGCAUGGCCUGGUCUAAUCGUGGCCUGGGUCAUCAUGGCCAUGAGUUUAGAGCUGUUCGACUUUCCACCCAUUGCUGGCAUGAUAGAUGCACACAGUCUUUGGCACCUUGGAACCGUGAUACCUACUAUCUGGUGGUAUAGCUUCCUGAUCAAAGACGCUCAGGAAGACCUUGCCAGCCAACGACUUAAAGCAUGA
Messenger RNA from Cladophialophora psammophila CBS 110553, 729 nucleotides. RefSeq lists its product as uncharacterized. Gene Ontology annotation, biological process: GPI anchor biosynthetic process. Bases 1 to 729 code for a protein of 242 amino acids. NCBI's taxonomy places the organism in Eukaryota, Fungi, Ascomycota, Eurotiomycetes, Chaetothyriales, Herpotrichiellaceae. Gene Ontology annotation, molecular function: hydrolase activity, acting on ester bonds. Gene Ontology annotation, cellular component: endoplasmic reticulum membrane. The transcript has 2 exons. The record is from RefSeq and is a predicted model, not a curated record.